UAUCUUUUGGUGGUGUCAGCUGACGAGUGACGUGCCCAAACCCCAAACUUGCCACAAACAAACGUCAAAGUUGAUUCAUGUCUUUUAUAGGUUAGGUUUUUAAAUGUUUAUAAAAUACAUAAUACGCAUAAAAAUUUAAAAUAUGUGGUCGUUUUUCUCGCGUGACCCUUCUAAGGACUUCAAUUUUGAAAUUGGAGAGUUGGUAUCCAGUUUGAUCGACAAAAGUGUAUGGAAUCUUCACAAAGGAAAGAAAAAGGGCUCCAACGAAGAGGUUUCAGUGUUCGUAUUUGAUCUAAAGAGCAAUACAGAAGCUGAUUUGGACAUAGCAAAAUCAGCUGUGAAAAGGUUGAAGACUCUUCGACAUCCCAGUGUUCUCACCUACAUAGAUAGCUUGGAAUCUGACAAAGUUUUAUAUCUAGCAACAGAGUAUGUAGAUCCUUUGAAAGAUCAUCUGGAAAAAUUGCCACUAGAGGGGCCCCAAAGGGAUCUGUAUAUAGCUUGGGGUAUAUUUCAAAUAACGAGGGCACUAUCGUUUCUUAAUAAUGAUGGGAAUUUACGCCAUAAUAAUGUGAAUAUUUGGUCAGUGUUUGUAAAUUCCUCAGGAGAAUGGAAAUUGGGAGGAGUAGAGUACGUUACGUCAACUCAAGAUGGAUUUUCCCUCAAGGUGGUACCUGCACUUGAAGUGUAUACCUCACCAGAGAGAAAUGAUCCAAGUAAAAUGCGCUCCAUUACAAAGUGUUCUACAGAUAUGUGGGGCUUGGGAUGCCUUAUAUGGGAAGUAUUUAAUGGACCCUUGUAUCAGCAAAGUUCGUUGAAGAAUACAGAUAAGAUACCAAAACAGUUGGUUGCUCUGUACUGCGAGUUGGUGGGUUCAAAUCCCGCUUCCAGACCAAAUCCAGCUGACAUAAUCACCCGAUGUCGCAAACUAGGUGGCUACUUCAAAAAUGAUCUUGUCGACACCCUACUUUUCUUAGAGGAGAUUCAAAUAAAAGACAAAAAUGAGAAGAACAGGUUCUUUUCGAAUCUCACCCCUCAUUUAGACAAUUUUCCCGAUAAUGUGUGCAAACAUAAAAUUUUGCCGCAGUUGAUCACCGCUUUCGAGUACGGAGACGCUGGAUCGGCUGUUUUGGCACCCAUGUUCAAGCUUGGAAGAUUACUGGAUGAGACGGAGUACCAGAAAAAAAUCGUUCCAUGUGUUGUUAAGCUGUUCGGCAGUAACGACAGAGCUACGAGGUCUAGGUUACUACAGCAAUUGGAAUACUUCAUAGGCCAUUUGCAAGCCGGUACAGUGAAUGACCAAAUCUUUCCACAAAUUGCUCAUGGGUUCAUGGAUACCAAUCCAACUAUCAGAGAACAGACUGUUAAAUCUGUGAUACACUUAGCUCCUAAGUUAAACUAUAAUAAUCUGAACGUGGAAGUGCUGAGGCAUUUCGCCCGUUUACAAUCCAAGGACGAUCAGGGUGGUAUAAGGACGAAUACGACGGUGUGCCUUGGAAAGAUAGCUCAACAUUUACAUCCGCAAAUCAGACAAAAAGUAUUAAUAUCUGCAUUCGUCAGAGCGAUGAGAGACCCAUUCCCUCCAGCUAGAAAUGCAGGUGUGCUGGCUAUGGCUGCCACACAACAGUAUUAUCUACUGUCAGAGGUUUCUUCGAGGAUCCUCCCUGCAUUGUGUCAAUUAACCAUGGAUCCAGAGAAAUCAGUAAGAGAUUCCGUAUUUCGAACCAUUAAGGGUUUUUUAGGAAAACUAGAAAAGGUUUCAGAAGAUCCUAGCUUGAGGGAAAGUAUGGAGGCCGAUGUAAAUACAGCAACACCUAGCUUAAGUAAUGCCGCCGCAACGUGGGCUGGAUGGGCAGUUACAGCUGUUACAGCUAAAUUUUAUAGAAGUCAGUCGGACACUGUCAAAUCUGUGAAUCCAGUAGCUAGUAAAAUUCUAAGUAAGCCAGGAUCAUUAGAGCAACCAUCUAGUAGUAGUUUAUCAACGACGACUUCCAGUGUCACUUCGAUGACGUCAUUGGAACACGAAGACGGCAGUCGGGGCAAUGAAUCUGUAUCAGAUUACGACUAUAACAAUUGGGAGGAUAAUGAAAACUGGGGUGACAUGGAGACUGGUGGUCAGAUGCAAAGUAGCAGUGGAAGUGGUUGUGCUACCGGAACAAGUGACCCCACUAGUCCUCCAUCAGGAUCUGCAGCAAAGGUAACAGAAGGUUGGGAUAAUGAGGAAUGGGGAAGUUUGGAUGAGGAAGCGGAGGCUGAAGGGGAUCUCACUUCUCCUUCUGAAGCAUGGAGCCCCAGUGACACCGCACCCAUUCUCCCUAAUCAGAAAAAUAACCUGCCGAUAAGAAAUAGGAGCCCACAAUCCCAUUGGGAAGAUAGUAAAAUAGAGAAUAAUGAUGAUCACGCUAGUCACAAUAAUGCAAAAUUGGAGGAGGCUAAGAAAAAAAGAGAAGAAAGGAAAUUGAUGAGACAGAAAGAACUAGAAGCGAAACGCGCUACUAGAGUUAUAGGCGGUGGGCCCAUGAAAUUAGGGGCCAAAAAAAUAUAAAAUACAUUUUGGUCAGAUUUUUACUCUUAUGAAAGGUAAGUGCAUUAAUUUACUGUCACCCGGAUCUGGUAAUUACUUCCUAUACAUCACGAAGUCAUUAUGAUCGUUCACGACUAGUUUCAAAGCACAAUAUGUGUUAUAUAUUCAUGAGUAUUGAUCUUGACCAGAUUAUUAAAUUGCCACUUUCAUUUUUGUAGCAGAAACCGGGCCUAAAGAUUCCCAAUACGCUAAAUCAGCAAUCAAAAAUUCAGCCAGUACAUUUUUCAUUUUGCAAAUAAGUUAUAGUCAUUUUUGUAAAUAUUUUAAUGCUUUUGUUUUUCUAUGCUAAUAUACAUACAUAUUAUUUUCUACUAGGCGACCAAUGGGCGCAUUUAUAUACAUAAUAAUGUCUACAAAAUGUUUACUGUAUUUUGAUUAUUAUGAUUCAUAUACAAUUUUGGUUGAAGACUUCUAUCACCUAGCGCUACUGGCUAAGGCUACCGUAUGAUCACUUACUGAAUUAGAAUUUAACAUGAUAAGCCAUUAUGUGAUCGUGAUCGUUUGUCUCUGAUAAACGCCACAUAUAGUCUUGAAAAGUUGAUCAUACAUAAUUUGUGUUCAUCACCAUAUGCAAAAUUAUCAUUCGUUCAUAAUAAUAAAUUGCAGCACUAUUUAAAGAAAACUUACGAACAAUAUCUAAGGUACCGAUAUCAUAAAGUGUGCCUGGAGUAAGUCUCAGUAUCAUUGCAUGUAUUCGCACCAGAAGUCUUCAUAUAACUUCAAAACUUAAAAUAAAAUUAGUCGUAUUGAAAUGACUAAAAAUUGUCGGAUUAUACUUUUAUAUGGAAGUUCUUAUCAACAUAAUGCGAAAGCAUUAUCAGAGUAUAUAGCCUGCUACAGCUGCUGCUGCUUGAACCAGAUUAGUGAUUUUAUUAUUACAGAUAUGAUUACAUGAUAAUGCGUUUAGCAUACAAAAACCGUGCGUAACGAUAAAUGACAUAUUGGAUAUGCUUCCAUAUGGUCUACUCCUUAUUUUCAGUUCUUAUAAUUAAUUUUUGAACACUAAAUAAGAAAAUACGUAACCAUAGAGCAGGACGAUGGUACUGUCAGCCAAUUCGAUUUUGCUAUAUUUGCAUUUCUGUACAUAUUUUAAAGAGCUUUCCCGAUUCUUGAAUCAUAAAUAAAUAUAUAUUGACUUAACAAAAGAGUGUCUGUUUAACUAAUUAAUAUCUCAAUUUAGCUAAUUUCAUGAGAUUUGUGUGUGACUUUCAAAUAUCCGAUUAAAGGGGUUUUAAUGUUCGUGUGACCUUUUUCAUGCAGAGAAAUGUUUAGUGGUGGAUGUGUAUCUAUUAAGCUGCAAGUAUGUACUCGUUAAUUUUGAAAACGAAAAAUAUCCAAUAUACAAUAUAUUUGUUCAUCUCAAUUUUUCUCAAAACUCAAAACUUACAAAAAAUAAUCUUUAGCAAUUUACUCAAUGUUCCCAUCACUGAUUAAACAGUUUUCAGAUUACGUUUUUCAUAUUUUGACAUAAAUUCUAUGACCAAGGAGGUAGGUAAAGAUCUGUCUUUUUUCGCCCAUAAUUUUUCGUAAAAAUCCAUAGUUUAGAUUUCUUCUAUAUUAUUCUGUUAAGAUUAAGUUCAAGUAUUCUUAUUUACAUCUACGAUAAAUUGAUAAAGUAUAAGACGCGUUGCAUCAAGAAAAAUCUCUCAAACUGGGCAUGUUUAUUAAAUGUUAGCCAUUUUAAGCGUUUUUUACCUUUGAUUUUGGAAUAUUCCCUAUGGACGUAGAUUAAAAUAAUUUUUCAGACUGGCACUGCUUUAUUUUGGUGAGUAGAGCGUCUAAAGAAAAAAUCCUUAACUCUUAUAAUACCUAAAAUUCAAUAAACGUGCUAAGAUCGAAGGUUUUUUUCUGGAUAAUUUCAAUUUUUUUUCAAUACAUUGUAGAUGUACAAAUAAAAAUACUUGAACUUGGAUAAGUAUAAAAAAAUGGCUUAAGUCGAAACUUUGUACGAGUAUGGUGGGCGAAAAUCGCAAUUCUCUUCUGACCUCCUUUUCAAGAUUUAUGAGUAUGCCUUCAUAAUUUACAACGCAUGUUCAGCAAGUGAAAGGUUAAGUGGUACAAUUCUUAGGAAAAACAAAACAUUAUACAAAGAGAUGCAGCAUUACUCAAAUUUCUGGUAAAAUAGUGUUAGAAAAAAAUUUUUAUACUUGUGUCGGGCGUUUAUGUCAGAACCAUUUGGAACUAGUAUCAAUAAAUAUGCCAUGAUAAUGGUAAACACUUAUUAAUAAUGAAACUUGCCUAUGUUUUCUGGAACUCGCUGUGAAUAUUCUUAAAUAAAUACAUGACAUUGAGAUGAUGUAUUAUAUACCACGAAGUUUUGUAUAUUUGUAAACGUUAUUUAGCUUUUAGUUUUUUAUUAUAAGUAUAUGUAUUAUAUUUUUAUAAACAUAAUUUCUCUAAUAUCUGGUGCUACUGGCAUAUAAUCUUAUCAAAACAAUUUAUUGUUCUCAAAGAAGUGGUAACUUGUAUAAAACUGUUUAUAUUUUGAUUUGCUAAUCGUAUGAAUAUAUUUUCUGGAUGGUUGGUGAAAUUGUUGGAAAUAUAUGUUAUUCAGAUGUAGUGGUUUGAUUUAAUAAGCAAUGGCCUAAGAUAUUCAAAGCCGUUGUUGGGCAAAAUAUUGUCGAGUAUUACCACUUUCUUGAUCCAUACUGCUUCGUUUGUAAAUAAGAAAAAUGCGUAACUUGGUGAACGUCCUUCAUUACUUUCUACGACACUGGCGAGAAAGUAUUGUAAUCGCGAUGGACGUUAUGUGACAUGAAUGUAACGAAAAACGAUGUCACUCAUUUCCGUCAGUCUGUCUGUUGGUCUAUUUGUCCGCUAACCCUUGACCAGUCUAUAACUUGGAAAGUACCGCUCGUAUUUUGAUGAAAUUUUUACACAAGUUACUACUAUGCCAAGGAAGAACAAGCUUUGCAGUUUGUGAAAAUCGAUACAGUGGCGACGGAGCUUGAGGCCAAAAACGAAAAAAAUAAAAAUCACUCAAACUUCAUUCUUUCACGUUUCAGGGCUUCCAGACCAUUUUGAGAAAAAAUUGUAGGGAUGGGAGUUGUGAAUGUUGCAUCUUUGGUAUCAGUGAAAGACGUUCCAUCGUUGAAAAGCUUCUGCCUCCGGUAGUAACAACAUUUAUAUGACAAAAAUCCGAUGAUUGUGCUCACAAUUCCAAAUAAUACCUGCAAUCGUAGGAUAUACGAUCCUUUGACGCUCUGACCGACGCGAUAACAGCGUCCAUGAUGGUGUCGCGUCGGCCUUCCAGGGCAGUAGUUAGGUGCAGGGGAGGACGCGUGGAAGGUGGACCGAGGUUGACGAGGAGGGGAGGAGAGGAAGAAUGAGUACGUAUGUUUAUAAUCGGGAAGUAUUUGAGGCUUAGGAGUCGAUAUAGAUUGGUAUAUACGUAUUUCCGUGAAUAAGAAAAGAACUCUCAGGGGCGUAAAACAAGACGGAAAUGCCAACAAGUAGAUUGACUCAGUACUUCUCUUCUCGUUCAUGCAAAUACAACUAUUUUCAAACUUGAAUGUACAACAUUAAUAUGGUUAUAGUUUUUGAUGACUCGUGUAUGUCACGAUUCAAAUAUUUAAGCGAUUAUAAUCCUGUAAAACGGCGAAAAACAGUAGUUUUUGAAAACCUUAAGUCCAAAACGAAUUUUUUUCAUAAUGACCAAAAGUAGCUGAUACUUGAGAAACGUAGUUUGUAAACGGUUCGAUGCCAUGGUGUUUUCUGCUGAUUCUUCCUCCGCCUAAGAGAUAUCAUUAGCUGCUGCGGUGCCACAACAUAAUGAUCCGAAAAUUUCAUUAAAACAGGUGCAGGUGUUUAUGAAAUUACGUGGUUACAAGAACACCGACAGACAGACUCAGACUGACAAACCGACGGAAAUGAGUGACAUGGGUUUGUGUUCUGCAGAUAUCUGAAGUUUGAAUAUUUUUGCGAUUUUAAUACUUUCGACGUUUAUGGUGUCAAGUAAAUUGACUUUUACCUCCCAUGCAUUCUUAUGAGUUGACUACACGUAGCGUGUAGUGGCGAGAGACAUGGAUGCUAUUGGGCCGAGGGAGUGGUUAGGUCUUUCUGUCUGUGUCUUAAUCUUAAUCUUAAUAUUUUGACACGAUGUGAUUACUAUGUGAAAAAGUAGGAAGUAGUAAUAUUUGAAAAUUGACUCAGUGGCGGCGGAGCCACAUUGAAAAAAUCGGUGAAACAUGGUGCUUCAAAGUUUCAGAAUUUCCUGCUCAUUUUCUGAAAGUUUUUAAAGAUUUUAAAUUGUUGCAUGUUUGCUAUUAGUGAAAGAUCUUCUCUUAUCAGGAAGCUGCUAAUCCUGCUAAUACUAAGCACUUGUUAGAUAUAAUAAUCACACAGAAAUAUGAUAUUUAUUUUACACAGAGAUGUAUAGAGAUAUAUCGGACUUAAGUGAAUAUUCCUAAUUAAGGUCUCGAUUCCGUCUUUUGAAUGAGCCAGGCUUACUUUGAAAUUCCCAAAUUUCAAAUAAAAGGCUUCCCACUAUAGUCAGUUUACUUGACGCCAUUUUUUUAUUUUUUUAUGUAUGCACAGUUAGUUUGGAGUAUCAACACACUAUUAAUCGUUCAUCAGUAAUACUGCUAACUACCGUACCAGCCCAUUAUUUUCUAGAAUUAUCUAUUGAUACUUCAAAACAACUGUACAAGUGUGGUUGGUGAUGUUAGCGUUUGACUUGCAUGAACUAUAUCACAACUCCUGUACUUUUUAUAUUUCAUUGUCCUUCAAUCACUGUGUACGAUUAUUAAAUUGUCUAUAUUUAAACUGUUUCAUAGAUGUAGUUCGCGCAGGGCAAAUGUACAGAUGUUAACGAACUCUGGAUGUUUGUGUCUCAAUGAAAAAUACUACUUUUACCUGUGUCUGUAUGUGAUUUCAUAUAUUUAAUUAUGUGAUAUGUAUAAUACCUUUUUCUUAUUGGCGUCUUGGCUAUGUCUGUGAAUGACGCGUAAUAUAUCUUCAUACAAUCAAAAAA
Molecule: messenger RNA, 7553 nt
Organism: Acanthoscelides obtectus
Lineage: Eukaryota; Metazoa; Arthropoda; Insecta; Coleoptera; Chrysomelidae
Source: the annotation of a GenBank genome assembly